AUGCUUAAGUCAGCUAAGAAUGUGAAAGUGGAGGGUUGGUGUAGAUUUCCGAUGUGGGACUCUGUGCAAGUUGCCGCGGUGUCGGGAGUUUCGGCAGGUGCUUGGCACCUCGGAAGAGUGUCUUCCUUCGGCAGGAGAGAAGGCGUGUCUGCCUUGGUGCUAGUUGUUUUGAGACUGGAUAUGCUCGUUGAUUAUGGGGUUGCAAUUGGAGGUGGAUGGCAGGCAAUGGUAGCUUAUAUAACUUGGGAUGUUACUACAUUUUUGGGACUUCCUCUCGGAUAUCUUCUUGGUUAUACUGCAAAUCCGGGGGGACUUUGGGGGGGAAUGAUACGUGGAACUGCUCUCCAAACCUUGCUUCUGUUGAUUGUGCUCUACAAAACCAACUGGAACAAAGAGGUGGAGAAAGCAACAAAACACGUGAGGAAGUGGGGUGUGUUGUCCGGAAGCGUCAACCAAAUACAAGUUGAGCCACAAAUCAUCAGGGUGGUCAAGACAUCACAGCUGAGAAUGGAGCUCAAACGUUUUCAGUCUAACGGUGGACCGAUAACAGAGACUAAUCUACCUAUCUUAAUGGAGGAGUCGCUACUGGACACAGCUGCAGGCGCUGAUCAGUUGAGCACUAAGCCUCAUGAUCUGUAUGAAGGUGGGAAUGAAGACUAUGCCCCAUUGAGGAGCUUCGAUGCGCUGCGGUGUAUGUUUUGGAUUGAGACAGUGAAGCUCUGGAAAAUGGCAGGUCCGGCAGUGAUCACUAUGUUGUGUAUGUAUGGGACUAACUCAGCUGUCGUUCUCUUUGUUGGUCAUCUCGGAACUGUAGAGCUCUCAGCUGUCUCCAUUUCUCUAGCCGUCAUUACCACAUUCGCUUUUGGAUUCUUGUUUGGCAUGGGGAGUGCUCUGGAGACCCUGUGUGGGCAGGCAUUUGGAGCUGGCGAGAUUCAUAUGCUUGGGAUUUACAUGCAACGCUCAUGGAUAAUCCUAUUAGUAACCAGCCUCUUCAUCUUGCCAAUUUACAUCUUUGCCACACCCGUUUUGAAGUUGCUAGGUCAAGAAGAUGACAUAGCCAAUCUAGCUGGAGAAUUUACUAUCCAAACAAUCCCCUCAUUGUUCUCAUUUGCCAUUAUUUUUCCAGCUCAGAAGUUCCUUCAGGCUCAGAGAAAGGUUAAGGUUCUGGCAUGGAUUGCAGUUUUGGGUUUGAUCAUACAAAUUGGGAUGCUCUGUCUCUUCAUUUUGGUGUUUGGUUGGGGCACUUUGGGUGCGGCUGUUGCAUUUGACAUUGUAAGAUGGGUCAUGGCAAUUGCUCAAGUUGUGUAUAUAAUGGGUUGGUGCAGGGACGGCUGGACUGGGUUUUCAUGGUUGGCUUUCAAGGAGAUAUGGGCUUUUGUAAGACUUUCCCUUGCCUCUGCUGUCAUGCUCUGCCUUGAGAUUUGGUACACGAUGAGCAUACUCAUUCUCACAGGCCAUCUUGAUAAUGCAGUUAUAGCAGUUGGUUCCCUUUCUAUUUGCAUGAACAUUAACGAAUUUGAACUAAUGUUGUUCCUUGGAAUAAAUGUGGCAAUAAGUGUGCGUGUCUCCAAUGAGCUUGGAUCAGGACGACCAAGAGCAGCCAAAUACUCUGUCUAUGUGACAGUAUUUCAGUGUCUUCUAAUUGGGAUUUUUUUCAUGAUUGUGAUCUUGAUAACCAAAGACAGUUUUUCCCUACUUUUUACAAGUGAUAAGGAGCUGCAACAAGCGGUCGCUAAGCUAGCAUAUCUUCUUGGUAUAACUAUGUUGCUCAACAGCAUCCAGCCAAUAAUAUCAGGGGUUGCAAUUGGAGGUGGAUGGCAGGCACUGGGACUUUGGGGGGGCAUGAUAUGUGGAACUGCUCUCCAAACCUUGCUUCUGUUGAUUGUGCUCUACAAAACCAACUGGAACAAAGAGGUGGAGCAAGCAACAAAACGUGUGAGGAAGUGGGGUGGUCGGGACGUCACAGCUGAGAAUGGAGCUCAAAGUACCUGA
Prunus armeniaca (apricot) is the source of this 1992-nucleotide messenger RNA. Lineage: Eukaryota; Viridiplantae; Streptophyta; Magnoliopsida; Rosales; Rosaceae. The record is from the annotation of a GenBank genome assembly.